AUGUCUACCAACACCUCAGGGGUUGUAAGAGAUUUCAUCCUCGUGGGCUUCUCUCACCUCAUGGGUUUCCAGGGUCUCCUCUUCGCCCUCUUCCUCACCAUCCACCUGCUCACUGUGGUUGGCAACUUCCUCAUCGUGGCCUUAGUCUCAGUCGACGCCAAGCUCCAUUCGCCGAUGUACUUCUUCCUCCGCAUCCUCUCGGCCCUGGAGAUCUGCUACACCUCCGUCACCGUCCCGCUUGUGCUCCACCACCUCCGGACCGGGAGGGGCCGGAUCCCGAGAGUCGGCUGCGCCCUCCAGAUGUUCUUCUUCCUCUUCUUUGGGGCCACUGAAUGCUGUCUCCUAGCCGCCAUGGCUUAUGACCGCUAUGCUGCCAUCUGCACUCCACUCCGCUACCCGCUCCUGCUGAACCGCCGGGUGUGCCUACAACUGGCUGCAGGAGCCUGGACUUGCGGGGCGCUGGUGGGGCUUGGCCACACCUCUUUCAUCUUCUCUCUGUCCUUCUGUGGGCCCAAUGAAAUCCCUCACUUCUUCUGCGAGAUUCAGCCAGUGCUGCAACUAGUCUGCGGGGACACGUCGCUCAACGAGCUGCAGAUCAUUUUGGCUGCCGCCCUUAUCAUCCUUUGCCCCUUUGGGCUGAUCCUGGUCUCCUACGGUAAGAUCCUAGCCACAAUUGUACGGAUCCCAUCUGCUGCAGGCCGCCGCAAGGCCUUCUCCACCUGCUCCUCACAUCUGCUUGUGGUUUCCCUCUUCUAUGGCACAGCCAUCUUCAUCUACAUCCGCCCUAAGGCCAGCUACGACCCGACCACGGAUCCACUAUUGUCUCUCUUCUAUGCGGUGGUUACUCCUAUCCUCAAUCCUGUUAUCUAUAGCCUUCGUAAUGCUGACGUCAAGGCAGCCCUCAAGAGGACUCUUAGAAAGAUGAGUUCCAAAGAGAUGUAG
Molecule: messenger RNA, 942 nt
Organism: Vombatus ursinus (common wombat)
Lineage: Eukaryota; Metazoa; Chordata; Mammalia; Diprotodontia; Vombatidae
Product: olfactory receptor 10C1
Exons: 1
Coding region: 1-942 (313 amino acids)
Biological process (GO): G protein-coupled receptor signaling pathway
Cellular component (GO): membrane
Molecular function (GO): G protein-coupled receptor activity; olfactory receptor activity
Source: RefSeq, a predicted model, not a curated record